AUGUCUGAAUCUAUUACCGCCACUGCUACUCAAUCGAGCUCCAUUUGGUCUCGAAGAACUCAUGAAAAAUCUGCUUUUCUCGCUUCUACCGGCGCGAGACUGAAAUCUGAUACCAAUCCAUCCUCUGCAUCUUCGUCCCCUGCAUCUUCACCUUAUGCGCUUCGUCCAAAGGACACGCCAUUUUCUGAGCCUCUAACCUCCAAGUCUUCAAAGGAAGUGAUCAAGCUCGACGAAGACGGCAAAGUUAUCGUUACGCCUACUUCCGGAACUCAUAUUCUUAUCAACUCAUGGACCAUUUGGUUUAUGAACCGUGGUCCGGGUGUUAAAAUCUCAAACUACCUUGACGCUACCAAGGAACUCCAGUCUUUCUGUAGUGUGGAAGAGUUUUGGCAAAUUUAUGCUCAUCUCAAGCGUGUUGAUAGACUUCCUUUUACCAGUGAGUACCAAAUUUUUCGCAAGGGUGUUAAGCCCAUGUGGGAAGAUCCAGUCAAUGUUAACGGUGGCAAAUGGGUUUUCCGCUUUAAAAGACCAUUUAAAACCUAUAACAAUAAUACCGGCGCAAACAGUUUUUUUAAUACUUCUACUCAAAACUCUGCCAACAAUUCGCUCACCUCUACUCCCACUACAUCUCACGCAUUGCUCGCAACAACCUUUACAAACAAUAACAACUUGCAUCUCAAUACCCAUAAUGGUCCUAACACUGAUGGAACUACUACCCCUACCAUGUCUUCUCCUCAUCAGUUUAACAAUAAUAACAAACCCACUCCCAACUAUGCUCGCUCUCACGCUCGCUUGCUUUGGGAGAAACUCCUGCUUGCCAUGAUUGGUGGGGUUCUUGCGGAAACCGCUGGUGUAGACACUAAUGAAGUCACAGGCAUUGUGAUGAGUGUUCGCAAGGAUGAGGACAUUUUCAGCAUCUGGACACGCUCAGGUGAACAUGGGGAAGGAAAUCCUGAAAUUCGCGAGGCCAUUCGUAAACUUUUGGAUCUUCCUGAAACACAACUAUUUGAAUUUAAAAUUCAUUCUGAGUCUCUCAAAGAGGGUGCCCAGAAACAGGCAUUGUAUAAUAGCAACCUGCUUUCCCGCACACAAAGUGCGGUCAGCAUAUCAUCCACUAAUGCUACAUAUGGUGGCUCUAGUUCUGCUCUUAAUGGAGGUCUUAUUGGCAGCCAUAAUAAUAGUACUACUAGUUUAAAUAGCUUUAACACAAGCUUUGGUAGUGGUUCCGUUAUCACCGGGAUGGCACCUACAGCUGCCAGCGCCGGAUUCCCCCAGCAUUUGCAGUCAACUUUUUCGUCUAACUCAACUGCCGGGAGUUCGUUGUGGGGCACCACCCCCUCAUCUGCUCUUUCUUCUCCUUCUCUCUCUUCUCAGAGUUUGUUUUUACAGUCAAACUCUAGCGGGUCAUCGCUCCUCCAUCAAACACCUGCUCCUGGAGGGUACCCACGCCAUAACCUUGAAAGCGCAGCUAGCAGCAUACUUCGCUCUUCGUCUCCAUCUCCUUCACCAUACUCUACCCGCUUUGGUGCCCCUAGUUCUCUGCGUUCUAGUACUACCGCUUCUAGCAUAGGUGCAUCUGCUGGCGCAUCUGCAGGUACUCCAAAGAACUCGAUAUGGUGA
Messenger RNA from Magnusiomyces paraingens, 1620 nucleotides. RefSeq lists its product as uncharacterized. Lineage: Eukaryota; Fungi; Ascomycota; Dipodascomycetes; Dipodascales; Dipodascaceae. Bases 1 to 1620 code for a protein of 539 amino acids. The transcript is spliced from 2 exons. Gene Ontology annotation, molecular function: RNA 7-methylguanosine cap binding; translation initiation factor activity. Gene Ontology annotation, cellular component: cytoplasm; eukaryotic translation initiation factor 4F complex. The record is from RefSeq and is a predicted model, not a curated record. Gene Ontology annotation, biological process: translational initiation.